AUGACGCGUAUCAGUGAGCUGAAAGAGCUGCAACAGAAGCAUCUCACACGACCGAGUUUCAGUGACGAAGGUGGCCUAGAAGAGAAGAACAUUGAAGCGCUCACUCGUGAAAUAACAAAGAUGAUGUGUCAUGUCCAGAAUAUUCUGCAGGUGAUCCAACAGUCUCAGGUAUCGGGAACCACGGUGGAAAAGUUUCGCCGCAACAUCGUUUCAGCCCACGUAGAUUUGCUACAAAAGUUGAACGUCAACUUGCGACAGAGUCAGAACCGCUAUUUGCACCAGUUGCAGUCGUACGAGGACGCCUGUGAGAAGUACUUUGGCUCGUUCACGGCCAAUGGGCCUUCGCUGCCUGACUAUCAGUUUCAGAACGACGGUGUACCUCCGAAACCAGAAGCGUUGUCGAUGUCCAAAAUCCAGAUGCAGGAAGAGAACGCUGCGCUAUUUAGGGAGAGGGAGAAGGAGAUCGCCUGCAUCAGCGAUUCGAUUCUGGAGUUGAACCAUCUUUUCAAAGAUCUGGCAGCGUUCGUAGUCGACCAAAGCACCGUUCUGGACCGAAUCGACUACAACAUCGAGCGUAGCUGCUUGGCCGCCAAAUCUGGCUAUCACUCCAUUCGUAAGGUCUCUGAAUACCAAAAGAAAAAUCGCAAGAUGAUCCUCAUCGUCUCCUUGUCCUGUUUGGUCAUUAUUCUACUGGUGAUAUUGAUCGUCGUGAAAACAUGA
Soboliphyme baturini is the source of this 720-nucleotide messenger RNA. Lineage: Eukaryota; Metazoa; Nematoda; Enoplea; Dioctophymatida; Soboliphymatidae. The record is from the annotation of a GenBank genome assembly.